Molecule: messenger RNA, 675 nt
Organism: Cyphomyrmex costatus
Lineage: Eukaryota; Metazoa; Arthropoda; Insecta; Hymenoptera; Formicidae
Exons: 3
Coding region: 1-675 (224 amino acids)
Biological process (GO): detection of chemical stimulus involved in sensory perception of smell; sensory perception of smell
Cellular component (GO): plasma membrane
Molecular function (GO): olfactory receptor activity; odorant binding
Source: RefSeq, a predicted model, not a curated record
AUGAGCGAUUGGAUGACUUCGACAACUAACUGGGAACGAAAUACCAUGUUGAAAAUCGCGAGACAUAGCAGAAACUUAUCUCUUAGAUGUUGUAUGUCCGCAAUAUGCUUGGUGACAUUUUCACUUUCUUUUCAUCUGUUGAGGUUUUUUAAAAAUAUACACCAGCCUCGACGGAACCUAGUCUAUCGAUUAGAAGCUAUUCAAAACAGUCCGAAUUACGAAAUCAUCUAUAUUAUUCAACUUUUCGGCGGUGCAUAUUCAGUCUUCGGUAACUACAUGAUCGAUAGUUUUGUCUCGGUACUUGUGCUGCACAUAUGCUCGCAACUCAUAAAUUUGCGGAUGACGAUAAACAAUUUGGUAAAUGAAUUAGCUAAUAGCUCUACAUUUUCUUCAAAAAGAGACAGAUUUAGGAAAAGUUUAGCUGCAAUUGUUAUACGACAUGAGCAUCUUAUCAGCUUAUAUGUAUAUUGCUACUCAGCUGAAAAACUUAUGACAGAGAGCACUAAUAUGGCGUACGGAGUAUAUGAGUGUAAAUGGUAUGGUUUACCAUCGAAACACGCAAAAGAUUUAAUGUUGAUUGUACAUCGAUCCACGAUUCCUUUGAAAUUGACAGCUGGAAAAUUCGGGAUAUUUUCUUUACAGAUGUUUGGAAUAGUAAGAUAUAUUUAUAUAUAA